Fundulus heteroclitus (mummichog) is the source of this 1471-nucleotide messenger RNA. RefSeq names its product chromosome alignment-maintaining phosphoprotein 1-like. Bases 100 to 1365 code for a protein of 421 amino acids. The transcript has 3 exons. Gene Ontology annotation, biological process: attachment of mitotic spindle microtubules to kinetochore. The record is from RefSeq and is a predicted model, not a curated record. NCBI's taxonomy places the organism in Eukaryota, Metazoa, Chordata, Actinopteri, Cyprinodontiformes, Fundulidae.
AGCAGCAGCAACCCGGUGGGCUGAGCGCCAACAUUAACAUUUAAACCGGUUAAAACCCUUUUUCUACCCUGGUUUCCUGUCCGUUCAGGCGGAGCAGCGAUGUCCGUCUUCGUCCAGACCCGGGGCGAAGCGGGCGGCGGGGUGGCCGCCCACCUCCGGUGCCCCCAAUGCGGCCACCUGUCCAAGAGCCACGCCCAGCAGCUGUGCCACCUGGCGGCGUCGCACCCCGCCUGCCUGGACGGCGUGGCCGUGGGUCGCCUGGGCAACAUCCUGAUGUACCAGGCCGGCGGGCGGCUCUUCCACUGCUCCGACUGCUUCUACACCAGCCGGGACUUCAACAAACUCUACAAGCACAUCAUAGCCCGCCACUGCCUGCUGUGCAAGGAGGAGGAGGAGGGAGACGGGGAUGCCGGUAAGAAGGAGGAGAGCGGCGGAGGGGAAGAGAAGGAAGAAGAUGGAGAGAAGAAAGAUGUGGAAGAAAACCAGAACAUGGAGGGUCUGAAAAGGAAGAGGGAGGGAGCGGACGAAGAGGAAGAAGCGCCCCAAAACAAGCAGAGGGCUCCGGGUGAGGAGGAGGAGAAGGAGGGAGAGGCGGUUGCUCCGGACAGGAAGACGAGCAGCGAGGGUGACGGGGGGGCGCAGCAGGGCGGGGCGGAGGAGGAAGAGGAGGAGGAGGAGAAGAACUGCGUGCUGACGUACGACGGCGCCCUCUUCCACUGCAAGAUCUGCGGCUGGAGCCACAAGCAGAGGUCCGUCUCCGUCAGCCACAUCGUGCGCAAGCACGAGAUCCCCAAGAGCUGCGCCUCCCACGCGCUCGCCAAGAGCCGGGAGGCGCAGGGGGCCGAGGAGGAGGAGGCGCCGGGGCUGAGCGAGGAGCUGAUGAGGGAGGAGGUGAACGUGACGGGGAAGCUGGUGGGCUUCGUCUCCCACCGUUACGUGUGCCUGAUCUGCGACUGGAGGAGCAAACUCAAAGGGUUCGUCCUGACCCACAUCGAGCGGCGCCACGAGGUGGCGCGCCCCUACCGCUGCAAGGAGUGCUCCCAGAGCUUCAUCGUGCCCAGCCGCCUGCAGCAGCACGUCCGCACCGCCCACCGGCCCGGCCGCUACGCCUGCCCCUUCUGCUGGUUCCGCUCCGAGUUCCUGGGAGGCUUCAGGAGGCACUGCAGCCGCUGCAACGCCCGGGAGGAGGAGGGAGGCGUGCCGGGGGUGGCGGCAACAGCAGCAGCAGCAGCAGGAGGAGCAGGAGGAGGAGGGGUCAGCUGGGAGGAGGCGGACAGGAAGGAGACGAGAGGGAUGAGGAGGCGGCGGAGCUUAGAGACGAGGGGGAAGGAGGAGGAGGAGCUGGACGAUGAGGAGGACGAUUAACCAGGAAGUUACAAAAAAAGUAAAAAAACAAAACAACUGGACUUUUUUCCAAAGUUUGAAGACGGUUCGCUUCCUCUCCAGGAAGCUUUCUCAAUUCAAAAAGUCU